AUGGCUAGUAAUCAAACAUUAGCAAUACUCGUGGCGCGCUAUCUGAAAGCGAAUCACUACAACAAAACAUUGGCAGCGUUCCUCUUGGAGACAAAUCUCGACGACAAAGAUGCCAUCACAAAGCCCGGCGACUGGACCUUGGAAAAGCUGUUAGAGGAAAAGAUACAAUUCGACACGAGUCUUAACUUCGAGAGACGAGAUCAGGACAACAACCAGGGAUGGACUAAACCUGCACCUUCAAUACCGCGAGAGCCUGAGAUAUCAGUCACGAGCAAUGUCCUGUGCAUCAAAGGCAGUCAUCCCUUAGCGACAACAGUCGCCAUUUCCACAGCCAAUAACACUUGCAAUUUCAUCCAGACUCGACAACCAUAUGCAGCUCAAGAUGAGCGAUCCUUCAAGAUUGACAGUCCUAUUUUGUCCACCGUCUUCUUCGCUGGAAACUACGUGGCUUCGACGGGCAUGUCCGGGAAAGUCGUAAUUCACAACGUGAAUUCAGGUCAGCUGGUUGGGGAACGUCGUGAUCACGGCAAAUGGGCAGUUCACAUUGCCAGUUGGCAGGAUCCUACUGAUUCGAGCAGAUUUCUGAUUGCUACUGCUGGCUGGGAUCAAAAGGUCAAUCUGUACGCUCUACAAUGUGAUGCCAGUCAGACACUAUCCAACCUGGACCCGCCAGCUCACAGUAUAGAGCUACCUAGCAACCCAGAGUCUCUAGCAUUUGUCACCAACCCAGACACGAACAAUCUCUACCUAAUCAUUUCACGGCGAGACUCCACCUUCCUCUACUACUACCGCAUCGACUCUGCCACCGAGCCAUCAAAUACUCAACAACCACCCAAACCCCAUAUCACAAUGACCCCAGCAGGCCGCCAAAACCUCGCCCCCCAUUCAAACGCCUGGGUCGCCUUCACCCCCUCCGCCCUCGCCCUCCACCCCACAGACCCAACCCUCCUAGCAAUCGCAACCUCUCACCUCCCCCACCUAAAAGUCAUCAUCGUCCGCCUCCUAUUCCCAGAAGACACAACUCUCCGCUCAGGCAUCGCCCCACAAACAGCCGCCGCAGUCGCUCGCGCAGAUCUCGCAUUACAGGAUCGCGAAGACGCCGCUAUAACGCUGCAGGUGAGUACGCAGGCGCCGCAGACGCCGUACUCGACGCCGCAGGUUGUGUGGAGGCCGGACGGGAGUGGUGUUUGGGUUAAUGGGGAUGACGGGGUUGUGAGGGGGGUGGAGGCUAGGUCUGGGAAGGUUGUGGCGCUGCUUCGGGCGCAUGAGGUUGGGAGCAAAGUGCGGACGCUGUGGGCCGGUUAUGUUGAGAGUGGGGAUGGUGAGCGGCGUGAGGUUGUGAUUAGUGGGGGGUUUGAUCGGAAGGUGUUUGUUUGGGAGGUCGAUAUGAAGGAGCAGGAAUGA
Messenger RNA from Lithohypha guttulata, 1404 nucleotides. RefSeq lists its product as uncharacterized. The record is from RefSeq and is a predicted model, not a curated record. Bases 1 to 1404 code for a protein of 467 amino acids. Gene Ontology annotation, molecular function: protein binding. The transcript has 2 exons. Lineage: Eukaryota; Fungi; Ascomycota; Eurotiomycetes; Chaetothyriales; Trichomeriaceae.